Messenger RNA from Acipenser ruthenus (sterlet), 9423 nucleotides. Its product is annotated as protein FAM222A-like. The transcript is spliced from 3 exons. The coding region runs from base 1383 to 2936 and encodes 517 amino acids. Lineage: Eukaryota; Metazoa; Chordata; Actinopteri; Acipenseriformes; Acipenseridae. The record is from RefSeq and is a predicted model, not a curated record.
ACGCUAACGGCAUCACUGUGGUAACCGCCUUCUAUUGCCUCCGAUUGGUUGACCCGUGGGAAUGUAUCAAUUCUCACUGCUGCAGGAUUGGUCGGGGGGACUGUACGUGGGGCAGUGUGAGUCUGCAACGUUCCGGGUUAUUGUCAGUUUCGGCAGCUCGUUGCAGGGUGAAGGUACGCCUGCAAGAGAGCGCAAAGCUCUCCGGAACAUCCAAAUAAUUCAUCCGAAACAAACAGCGUAGAUUCAGAAUCAACAAAGGGUGAAAACGAAAACUGGGGAUCUCCGGUUGUACUGAGGAAUUUGUACUAAAACGAGACGUUCACACUUCAAGAAAACUGAUUAACCAAAGGAAAAUAGAGUUUUUCUAAUCCAAGCAAGGAUAAGGAGCUGCCGCGGAGAAGCUAUCAGGACUGUAGUAGGAGCUUUAUCAUGAAGAACACACAGCACUAACUCAUCACUGGUACUCCUGUCUCGGCGUCUGUUUCUGAUCAAAGGGAUUUCAUCUGAAAAAGACAACGACGCUGUUUCCCAAGUGCAAGAUCAAUGGAAUAUAUACAUGCCCUAAUACAUAAAUAAAUCAGUCGAGAAAUAGAUGCAGCCUACACAUACGAUUUGAAUUGCAAUCCAUUAUAUACAUACCGUAUAUAUUAACCGUCGGUCUUGGGCAAAAACAGGAAACGGAAUAUAUUGUGUUAUCCCUCUUUGUGCUUUGUAAUUGUUAAUAACAUACAAGCAAUUUUUAAUAUUAGUUUUUCUUUUCCCUGGAAAUUGCCAUGGAUAGUUGAAAAAAAUUCCGACUAAAACAAAACAUUCAUUUUUUUUAUAUUAUUAUUAUUAUUAUUAUUAUUAUUAUUAUUAUUAUUAUUAUUAUUAUUAUUUUAUUUCUGCCAACGUAUGUAUUUUUUUUUCAGCAACAUUGCACUUCAUUGAAACGAUGAACAUAUUUGCCUUUACAAGUGGAAAUUGCUGAAAUUGCAGUAGUUUUUUUUUUUUUUCAAUAAGAAAUUAAUACAGUUUGUUUAUUUCCCCCAAAAGAAAUGAAUUCAGCUGUUCAGAUGGAUCGAUACUUUUGAAGCAUUAAUACCGUAUAGUUUGUAUCUGGUUCAUCAGAGCUCAAACAACAACUAACUAAAUAAAUAAAUAAAUAAAUAACCGAAAGGAAUCCUCAUCUUUCGCCUCCGGGAAAUGUAAUAAAAAGGGAUUAUAUGCGAGUUCAGAUGUUCAGGAAUCAGGAUGGAAUCUCUGCCUGUCCGUAUCGCCGAGCUCUGAAGCCGAUUCACGGCGCUGCACAGCCUGGAUCACAGACUACCCGUCUUCACUUAAAACAAUUUAUGAUUCCUGUGUGGUGGCGCUCCCCUUGGUUUUAGACCCCACGCUCCACCAUGUUGGCCUGUCUGCAGAGAAGACAGAACCCCCAGCCUCAGCACCUGGCCUGCCCCAGCAAGACGCUGGAGACUCCCCACACCACCAGCCGCAAAUGUGAGCUGGUGGCGCCCAUGCAUUCCCCGCGGUACCCCAGCACGGCCGAGCUAGAUGCCUACGCACAGAAGACAGCCAACAGCCCCCUGUCCAUCAAGAUCUUCCCCACGAAUAUCAGGGUACCCCAGCACAAGCACCUUAACCGGACUAUCAAUGGCUAUGACACCACAGGCCAGCGCUACAGCCCCUACCCACACCUGCACACGGGUGGCUACAACGGCCUGCUCGCCAUCGUCAAGACCGCGCCCCCCGUGACAACAGGAAAGGCCGUGGUCAAAAACUCUGAGGGCAAGCGGACUAAGCUGUCCCCGGCCCAGAUUGCAGCGGCCCCUUAUCCACCACCGAGCAGCAGCACUUUAUCCCAGAGCCACGCGCAGAUACAGUACCACACAGGCCACUCCAAACCCCCUGAAGCUCCCACAGUACCGGUACCUCCUAAUGUUACUGUGGCUGCUUCCGUUAUCCCCAUUGUAGGGGGCCGUGGCUUGGCUUUGCCCCCGCAGUCUAACCUGCCCUCCAUUCAGAGCAUCAUCUACCAGAUUAACCAGCACUGCCAGGCCCAGGCUCUGCAGCAGGUGUGCCAGGGGGUGGUGGUGGCGGCAUCAACCGCCAACCCCAGCCCAGCAAAACAGGGGGCGGGAGCUUCUACAAACUCUUCUGGCAGCAUGGCAGGCUUCCCCGGCGGCAUGGUGGCCCAGAGCGGUUUGGCCUACGCUGGGGCGGUGUUGCCCACCCAGGGGGCUGAGCUUGUCAAAGCUGGGGCAGCCUAUAUGGACAGCAUGGAUUAUAUCAUCUGGCAGCAAAAGCAGCAGCAGCAGCACCAACAACACCAGCACCAGCAGCGUCAUCCACAGCAGCAGCAGCAGCAGCAGCAUCAGGCUGCCCUGAGGAUGUACAGUGCUGGGAGCGGAGGCGGUGGAGCCAUUAGCAAAUCUCCGGAAACGUGUGUGCCGGGGAGCGCGGUGGGGGUGGUCGGCAGCGCCCUGGUGUCCUCCAGGCCUUACGCCCUGACUGCAGGUGCCGGUUGGCUGGACAAAGUGAGCUCCUCUCCGCUGAACUGCACUGGCAUGCACGGCAACUUCUCGGUGGGCCAGUACUUUGCCCCUCCUUGGAACAGCGUGCUGGUGACCCCCGACAGCGACUGUUACAACCCCCAGGACAUUGCGGGGGCCAACACGGGGGGCGGCGGGGGGCACAGAGAGCUGGGUUUCCCCCACCAGCACCAUAAUCACCACCACCCCCCCUCCGACAGCGGCCUGUGCUGCAGCCUGCCCAGCAAGACCCUCUGCAACACCUCCAUCCUGAGCAGCAGCCUCCAGUCGCUGGAAUACCUCAUCAACGACAUCCACCCUCCCUGCAUCAAGGAGCAGAUGCUGGGCAAAGGCUACGAGACAGUAUCGGUGCCCAGGCUAUUGGAUCACCAGCACGCUCACAUUCGACUGCCGGUAUAUAGAUAAAAACAAAAAAAACAACUAACAUUGAAACAAAAAAACUAAGAAAAAAAUUUAUUAAAACAGAAAAGGAGAUCUUUAUUAUAUAUAAAUAUCUAUAGAUAUGCGAUUUGGCACUGCUUUAAAAGAAGAGGAUGGGUGACUCCAAAGCUCCCCAAGAGGUGGUGGCUCUAACGGGCAAAGGUUGAAGGUGAAAGGGGAGUAGCGCGUGUGUGUGUCUGGGGUGGUAGGCAGUUGGAAUUCAGUUUUGAAGCUGGAAAAUUGAUUGCUGGUUGGAGUGAGAUUUGCUAACGGGGGAUGGUUUGCUUUUGCUGGUGUUGUUUUUGUGAGCUUGCUACUGGAUGUGGUGCACACAGGUGAAAGAAAUAUGCACAUAAGCGCCCCCUACACCUUGGAGGACCAACACAAAAGCCAAGGCCGUGCAAAUGGUUCCAAACAACAAAUAAAAAGAGAGAAGACAAGAAUCGUCUUUUGCCGCUACACAGAUGAAAGCUGCAAGAACUGUUUUAGUGGGAAAAAAAUUAAUAAUUAAUGUGAAUUGCACUGCUUGGAGUAUAAAUGCUAGAAAAUGGGUGGGAGGGGGAGUGGGGUGAUCUGGAGUAAAUAUAUUUAAGAAACUUGAAAACUUGAACCUAUUUUUUUUUUUUUUUUAGGUUGAUAUACAAUGUAUGUGUUGGCUGCUAAGGGAAAAGGUCUUUAUUUCUUAUUGCUUAUUAAAAUUUUUCUGUUUCAGGGUUUUAAUUGUUGUUUUUUUUAUAAGCUGUCUCCAGCUUCCUUGAAUGAAACAAGGCUGUUGCUUCUGGUUCUGCAAGAACCGUGGGCUUGAGGUGUUUGGAGGUGCACUAAAAAAAAAAAAAAAAAGCAAAAAACAAACCAUGUAUCAUGAAUUGUCUCUCCGCUGUUCAAAUUUACAGGUGGUCCCCAGACUUGGCAUGUGUUUGCCUUAUUGGGAUAUACGUUCAAAUAAAGAAGACAAAGAUGCCCUCAAUUCUCUCGUUUUGAAUUGGUUCCGAAGGUAGUUUUUAGGUUCAUGGGGGUAAGAUUGGAGAGCUCAGAUUUGAUCCUGGUUUAUACGAUUUCCACAAUCAGAGUUAAGUGCAGAAAUCAAAUUGUAUACGCUGAGGGAACAGAGAACGCUCCGUUCUAGUAAUAACAGCAUGAAUGGGAUCAAGGAAAUGCCACCUUUUGAUCCCAGAUCAAUUUUGAAGGCAGUGGAAUUGUAUCUUUUGAAUUUUGAUUGGUUACCCAAGUGAUUGGCUUCAGUCCCAGCUGUGCCAGCUUGGAGAGGGAGUCUGUGUGUGUUUGAGAGAGAGAGAUGGAGCUUUACCUUGGAUCCAGUUAUAUCCAGUCACGUGACAGCAAUCCAGGAUCUAAUCAGAACUUGUCUGCCCCCAGCUUCAGGAACAUUUUCAAAUUCUUUUAGAAAAAAGACCAGAUCUGAGGGUUCUCUUGCGAGUUUUCUUUUUUUAAAAAAAGACCAGGUGACGAUGCUUGAUAUACAUUUUAUAUACAUUUUAUUUUCAUGCUGUGACAUGUUGGAUGUAGUGUAUUGCACCAUGUGCUGGCUUUGGCUUGAGAGACCAUUAUUAAUUGUUUGUCGUUUCUACUAGGUACUGGUGUAUCAUGUAGACCUGGGCUAUAAUAUGAAUGUGCUGUAUUUAUAAGUAAGUAUUAAAAUGCUUGCCUUUUUUUUAAAAAACUGAACACAAUAUAUAAACAGUAAAGAUAUGGCAGAACAAUCUCUGCAAGAGCCUGAGAACCCAAAGAUUGAGGCUUUUCUUUUAAUUUGAUCAAUUUGCCCUUAUAAGCAUGUCCAGUCUUCCUAUACAGCCUGAGAGGCUGAACUUGUACACUGUCAGACAGCAUUUCCCCACUCUUUGUGCAUCACACACGACCGCUACGUUUCCCAGUUCGCUUUUUGGAAACAAGACAUUCGAUCCCUGUGUACUUUUUCUAAUCCAGCAUUUUCUUUCUCCAUAAACUUCUCUGGAUCGCUUUCAUCAGUCCUAUUUCGUUAUGCUAAUGGGAUGAAACCGGGCUUGCCACAACCUGUACUGCACCCAGUGCUCUCUUCAGGAGAGUCGUCUUAAAAGUGAUUGAUUUGAAGUGCUUAACUACCGAGGAGAAACAGGAUGUGUUAGUUGUUCAGUGAGAUUUCAUUUAAUUUUAAUGCUGAUGUAACCCUCCUUCAAACAAGGCAUUGCAUUCUGCUCAUUUAAUUUUUUUUAAUGUAAAUCAUAUAGAAUGUAUUUUAUUUUCUUAGACUAAUUAGGGCUAACACUAAGAGAACUAGGGGAGCGACUGUAUAUCUCGGAGCAGACAGGAAGCUGUAUUGACACCCAUUUCAAUGUGAUUAGGACGAUCCAAACUCCUGUUCAUUGCACAUAAAGCCGAUGAGACCUUGGAAGUUGCCCCAGGGCAGUGCGGCAUUCGGGCUUGGGUCCCUUGGAAGUUGCCCUAGGGCAGUGCGGCAUUCGGGCUUGGGAGUCAGGUUUUGUGGCAGGCACCUGGUAGGUUUCACAGUUGGAUAGUGGGCGGAUUUUGUUAGUUUCUGGUAUAUAUUCCAUAUAUUGGAUAGCAAGCUCAGUCUGGUUUAGGGAACAGCAAAGAGAGACGUUCCACCCUCAUUGAGCAGGGGGAUGUGAAAUGGCUUGCAGUGCCUGUUUUUGUACUGGGAUUUUAACAGUGAUGGGACAGCAUGGAGCCUCAAUACAGCGUCUUUGUCUUCAGUGGAUUGAAUAAUGCGCCCGGCUCCACAGAGGGAUUGGGCGGGGGUGGGUCUUUUUAAAGGCUCCAUGCUGUCUGUCGAGGGCGCCACGCUCUCUGUUCCAUAACUGUUGAUGGGGGGAAUAUAUUCCACCCACAGUGACCCUCUCCACUCUAGCAGUGCAAGCAGAUUCCUGACACAAACAAUGAGCUGCUCGCAUUAGGAUAAUGGUAUUAAAUUCCAAAUAGAUUUCAGCUCAGAGCUUCACUCAUCCACACUGGGCUUUCUCAGCUGUUGAAACACAGCGACAUAUGGUGGUGUGUCAUUAUCUGAACCCCCUUUACAGGACGGGCCAGUGAAACUUAGUGCUUACUGCUUAAACAAACAGAGAGCCUGUGAUUUCAGGGAUAAUGCUUAGCUAGGGGUCUCUCUGCUCGGACCACCAGCCCACACUGCUUCCCAGUCAGUCUGCUCAGACCACCAGCCCACACUGCUUCCCAGUCCCUCUGCUCAGACCACUUGAGCCGCGCUGCUUUCAUUACGCAGCACUUGGUCACGUUGCUUCCUAGUCCCUCAGUUCUGACCUCUUGGUACACAAUGCCUCUUCAGCUCAAACAAUUAAGCCUGUCAGCUGUGGGCCUGACGCACAGUUCACGGUAGAAAGAUUUCACAAGCGUGAGGUUGUAGAGAGGUGCUUUUGGGUUAGGGCCUGGUGUGGUUUUUGUUUUGAAUUCUUCUCCAGUCCUUGAGACAAGGGGUUUGUUAGGACCCCCUCUGCUCGUCCCAGUCUUUAGCCACAGUGCUUUCAGCCACUAAUGGGCCUAGUCUCAGGGAACGGGCUUAAACAAACAAGAGGCCCCUCUGUCGGCCUGUGGUGUGCAUCUGAGGGUGAAAUUAAAUCACAGGGAAGGGGAGGCUGUGUUUGUAUAAAAUAAUAAGUGACUUUACACCAAGAGAUGUCAAAGUGCAGUCUGGGUGGGUGCUUGGCUGACAGUGCAUACGCAUCACUCACCAUCCUACCAAUACAGUAACUGUUAAAGAUAUAGCCUGUUUAUAGUUUUAAUAGCAGUUAUACAAGUCUGUAGCCUCGGGUAAGUGCAAUUGAAUGCAAAUGUAUUUUGUAAUUCAACACCCCCUAGUGUUGAAAUUAGGCAUAGCCCCUUAACUUAACACCCUUCUUCUCGCUCGUCUUUCACUCGCCCUUCUCCUCCCCCCCCCCCACCUUUGCCAGCGCAUUGUGUGGCUCACCUCGGCUUGUUUAUCCCCCCCAGGAGAGUCACUAAUCAGCUUUCCCCCGAAACCUCGGCUACUCGAUACGACAACUAGCUUUAUCAACAUUUUCAAGGGCACAGCGUUGAGAUAGACAGAGCAAGAGGGAUAGAGAGCGUAAAUCCUGUAAGGACAGUGGGGAGGAAGGGCGGCCCAGAAACUGUCUCAUUAGCCAGCUUUCUUCCACCCAUUUUUCAUCUCCUGUUUGUGAGGGACACGAAAAGAGGGAAAAACUCUGCUUCCGUCCUAGACAAGACAUGGGAUUUGUAGAUUUAUGAUGCCGGAUCAAUAUAUAUGCAGAUAGGCAACGUCUAAAUGUACUGCACACGCAGUACCGUAUAUCAUGACAAUACCCCUCACCAUACAAGUUCAGAUCCUUUUUUUUCUCUCAAGCAGUACAAGUGUUGGAAUGUCUGAUUUAUGACAAGUGGCUUAUCAAUUUAAGGAUUUCAAAAACUCCUAAUAUAUCUCUAUAUUGACCGACAGGGGAAUCUGGCUUCCCUGUAUAUACACACACGCCCUCGGUUUAAUUAUGUGUUGAGUCUGUAAUAUUUUGUUCAAGGCAGUCCAGCCUUGUUCUCACAAGAGAUUUGAUAUGGUUUGUUUGUUUGUUUGUUUGUUUGUUUGUACGUUUUUUUUUUUUUUCUUCUUCUCAUAAACAACGUGGCUGUGAGAAGCUCAAGGCAAACCAGUGUGUGAAUUCAGCAAAAAAUGAGACACAAAGGGGACAGGCAAUGAGGGAAGGGAAGAAAGAUGCUGAAAAACAGAAAAACAAAGGCAGCUGCUCUCUCUGUGGAAAUAAAAUCCACCCAGGCCAGCCCUGGCAACAGGAAGGGCUCUCUCCCUCUGGUACAGUGCAGCCCCAUCCAGCCAUGCUUACACACAGCAUACUGAGAAAUAGCAGACACAUUUUGAAUGUGCACUGUCCCGUUCCGUCUAAUUGCUUGUUUGACAGUUCUGCAGUGGCAGGCAGGAAACUAAAAAUAGAUGAUCAUAAUCAUCAGCACCUGAACAAUGGACGAAUCUAUCAAGCAGACAACCUGUGUUUUAUUAUUUUUUUUUAUUUAUUUAUUUUAUUUUUUGGGGGGGGGGGGGGGGGGGUUAAUAUUAUCCUUAUUAGCAGUUUGUUGCAAUUUUCCUUCCGUUACAAAUACAUCCGAUUUCUAAUCCCACUCUCUCUCUCUCUCUCUCUCUCUCUCUCUCUCUCUGAAGUCUUAUGUGACUGUCUUGUUUCCAUUAGCUUUUGAAAUAAAACCCUGGGGAAAUGCAAACUAAAACCGAAGGAAUGGCUUUAAAAGCAUGUAAGAAAUGAGAAGAGUAACGCAAGACUCUCGACUGUGCCCUCGCAGGCUGUCCGUCACGCACGCGCUCUUUUCAUUCCUUCGCUCGUUCCAGUAUGCCAUGGAGUAUUGCACCCCGCAGUCAUGCACUUUUUCAAAAGGAGGGCAGGGAAUUCAAAAGGAGUAUGAAAUGAUAUAAUAAUCUGCUGUCCUAUUUGGAAUAUGUAUUGUGCAUUCCCAUAUUCCAAAUACUCCCGUAGCCAGAACAUGAUUUUCUUAUCCCCAAAAAUGGACUGACAUACAUUUCUAGAUCUGUCUGUGAAGUGGCAUACUGGUUCUGUGGGGCGAGAUAUAUUUAAAGUAAUCUGUCCUUGGUGUUUCAAUAUCAACCAUGGGUUGACAAAGACAAAACAGGUACAUUUCCAAUAAUGAUAGCAUAAGUGCUAGCGUAGUAGAUGUGUAUUUACUGUCUUAAUUACAUGCGUAUUACAUGUUUUUUUUCUGCAAUUGAUCAUGUAGUUUUUUUUUAUUCAACUCAAUGUGAAAUAACGCCACUUUUAAAAUAAAACAUGCCUUUUUUGCAUGUGCUGUAGGUAAGUUGUACCAUAGUCCUUACCCGCAUACCAAGUCUGGGGAAACCUGUUUUGCAAUUGUUCUGUUCAGCCAGUUCAAGAAACCUUAAAAGUUUGGUUCUAGAAAGCUCUCUUGAUACCUCGGAAUAGCCAGGGUCUGGGGUAAAACAACCUUGAGAAAUAACAAAUGUAUGGAAACUCUUUAUUUAAUCAUCUUUCAUUGCUCUCCCUGCAGUAUUGUAUUUAUGUGUGAAAACUGUACGUUUCCUCAGGAUAAAUGUAUAAAGAAAUAAAUGAUUCAUUUCUUUUUUUUUUUUUUAAAAGAAGGCUUGAUUGAUUUAAUGAAGGAGCCUGACUCAAACAAAGCUGUCAUAUCUUUAGCCUUGGGAUUCUCUUCAAUGUGCCUACAGCCCCUUUGUCUCCCUGUGAUUGCUUACUUUAAUUCCAUCGCCCUCCUGAAGUCUUCAAAACCACAGACCUUCCCUGAAAUAUCAGCAUCAUUAUUAAUAAUCUUAUUGUACUUUCAGAAAAAAAAAAAAAUAAUCCCUGCUUUUUGUCACUCAGGACUGAAAUCUCUUUAUUUUAAUGUAGAUGUUUAAUUUAUUCUCUCCUCUGUUAUUUUAUUAUUGUUUGACUUGAAGCAAAUAAAACAGAUUCCUUGUACA